This is a messenger RNA of Momordica charantia (bitter melon), 970 nucleotides long. The record is from RefSeq and is a predicted model, not a curated record. Lineage: Eukaryota; Viridiplantae; Streptophyta; Magnoliopsida; Cucurbitales; Cucurbitaceae.
GAACACGUUGGAAAAAGAGCUUCAACUUCAGCGGUGAGGCAUUCGUCGACGGCUCAAAGACUGGGAUCGGAAGUUGCCUAAACGCGUCAAAAAACAAGCAAACAAAAACACAUCAAAGUGGAGGCCCGACGGAGAGUUUGGGCUUCGCUUCUCUUUCUUUCGAGUCGUAAGAAGCAGAGUUAUUUUGCAACUUUCACUCCGUUUUGUCUUUUUCAUCUCUCUUACUCUGGUCCACUCUGCGUUAUGCUUAUGCAUCUCCAUUUCCUGUGAACCUCAUCUUUUCCACUGUUGCUUUGGUCUGAUGCAUUAAUUAAAAAAAUGUUACCAUAUUAUUGUAUUGUAUUACUAUAGCAGUAGGAGCUACUGCUACAGUACACGCAUUAUUAUUCCUAUUCCUCAUCUCACCCCAAACACACCACAGCCUCACACGCCCUAUAAAGUAAAGUGAUAGCCAGAGCCAGAGACAUAGAAAAUGGAGACUGAGGGUAAGGCUCAGGCUCACACCAAAGCUUCAAGCUCCCCCCCCAGCGCCUUACAUUGCUCCACUACUCGAUGCUCCACAAAUGGCGUUCACACCAAAUCUAAUGCUAAAACUCCAAGAAAGCCCGGCGGAUGGAAGUCCAUGCCCUAUAUCCUUGGAAAUGAGACGUUCGAGAGGCUGGCUUCGCUGGGGCUACUGGCCAACUUCAUGGUGUAUCUCAGAAAAGUGUAUCACAUGGAUCAAGUUUCUGCCACCAGCUUGAUGGGCAUAUGGACCGGCGUUACCAAUUUUUCGCCUCUAAUUGGCGCCUUUCUCUCCGAUGCUUAUGUGGGUCGCUACUGGACAAUCGCCGUUGCUUCCAUUUUCUCUUUUCUCGUAAUCUCCCUCUCUAUGUCUCUUAUCCAGCUGUGUCCAUCGCCUGUGUGUUAACUUUUCUUUUACCCUUUGGGGUUUUGUUGAAGAUUUGGUUGCCAAUAUUUUAUUUCAUCU